AUGUCUGGCCAGCCCCCCUUCAACCCAGGCGCGUUCGAGUUCCGCCCCGGAGCGUCGUUCGUCCCCCGCGGCCAGCCCCAGCAAGGCCAGCCCGGCCAGCAGCCUCAGCAGCAGGCUUACGACCCUUACGCCCAGUACGGUGGCCAGCAGCAGCAGCAGCAGUACGGUGGCGGCUACCCCCAGCAGGGCUACCAGCAAGGUUACCAGCAGGGCUACCAGCAGGGUGGCUACGCUGGUUACCAGCAGCAGCAGCAGCCUCAGCAGCCCCAGCAGCGCGCAUACCAGCCCGCUCAGCGUAACGUCCAGGGCUUCCAGGCUCCUUCGUUCGGUGCUGCCAAGAACGCUCCGUCGCUCUCUAUCGGUGGUGGUGCUCCCAAGGCCGCCCCCUCGCUGUCUAUCGGUGGUGGUGCCCCCAAGGCUGCUCCUUCGCUGUCGAUCGGCGGUGGUGCCCCCAAGGCUGCUCCUUCGCUCUCUAUCGGUGGCGCUCCCAAGGCCGCCCCUUCGCUUUCCAUCGGUGGUGCUCCCAAGGCUGCCCCCUCGCUGUCCAUUGGUGGUGCUCCCAAGGUUGCCCCCUCGCUCUCCAUUGGCAAGAAGGCUGAGACCCCCAAGGAGGAGGCUCCCAAGGCUGCCACUCCCAAGCCCGCCACCCCCAAGCCCACGGAGCCGAAGGUUGAGAAGGUUGUCGCUGCCCCGGUUCCGAAGGCCGCCACCCCUGCCGCUUCGACCCCGGCUGCUCCCUCCCCUGCUCCUUCUUCCAAGCCUUCGGGCACCUCGACCCCCACCAACUUCUCCAAGGUGUCGGCCAAGAACGACGCCGACGCUAUCCACCAGGAGCAGCAGGCUGCCGGUUCCGAGGCCCUCAAGGACCUCUACGGUGGCAACGAGGUUGACCCCAACGUCAAGCAGCACCUGAACAUCAUCUUCACCGGUCACGUCGACGCCGGAAAGUCGACCAUGGGUGGCCAGCUCAUGUUCCUUACCGGUGCUGUCGACAAGCGUACCAUGGAGAAGUACGAGCAGGAGGCCAAGGCUGCCGGUCGCGAGACCUGGUACCUGUCUUGGGCCCUUGACCAGAACAAGGAGGAGCGUGCCAAGGGCAAGACCAUCGAGGUCGGUCGUGCGUACUUUGAGUCGGAGAAGCGUCGUUACACCAUUCUCGACGCCCCCGGCCACAAGACGUACGUCCCCAACAUGAUCCAGGGUGCCGCCCAGGCCGAUGUCGCCAUGCUCGUCCUCUCGGCCCGUAAGGGCGAGUUUGAGACUGGUUUCGAGCGUGACGGUCAGACCCGCGAGCACGCCAUGCUCAUUAAGAACAACGGUAUCAACAAGCUCAUGCUCGUCGUUAACAAGAUGGACGACCCCACUGUCCAGUGGGACCAGGCCCGUUUCGAGGAGAUCCGCACAAAGAUUUCGCCCUUCCUCAAGUCGGUUGGCUUCAACCCCAAGACCGACCUCACCUUCAUCCCCGUGUCGGCCCAGAUGGGUCAGAACAUGAAGGAGCGUGUCGACAAGAAGCUUGCUCCUUGGUACGAGGGCCCCGCCCUCCUCGAGUACCUCGAUAGCAUGGAGAUUCUCGACCGUAACAUCAACGCUCCCUUCAUGCUUCCCAUCUCGGAGAAGUACAACGAGCUUGGUACCAUGGUUAUGGGCAAGAUUGAGUCUGGCCGUGUCAAGAAGGGCGACUCGCUCCUCAUGAUGCCCAACAGGCAGUCUGUCGAGGUGGCCGGUAUCUACACCGAGACCUCGGAGGAGAUGGACGUCGCCUUCUGUGGCGACAACAUCCGUAUGCGUCUCCGUGGUACGAGCGACGAGGACGUUUCGCCCGGUUUCGUCCUCACCUCGCCCCAGAAGCCCAUCCACGCGGUCACCAAGUUCAGGGCCGACCUUUCCAUCAUCGAGACCAAGAACAUUAUCUGCUCUGGUUACUCAUGUGUCCUGCACGUCCACACCCUCGCGGAGGAGGUUACCCUUACUGCCCUCCUGCACUAUUACGACAAGAAGACCAAGCGCAAGUCGAAGAAGCCUCCCCAGUUCGCCAAGGUCGGCAUGCUCGUGUCGGUUCUUAUCGAGACUGAGAAGCCCAUCUGUAUCGAGACGUGGGACAGUUAUAAGAUGCUUGGAAGAUUCUCGCUUCGCGACGAAGGACGCACCGUUGCAAUCGGCAAGUAUGGGGUCAGCUACCUCCAGGGAAGGAGGUCUACACGGACGAACUAUCGGCCACUACAACGCACACCUCACUGGAUCACUGCCAACAGCGAGUCGGCUUACGGACACGACGGGUCCUACUUCGAUGUGUUCACCCUGUUCCAAUUCGACAUCCGCUCCCUUGGUGCCUGUACCUUCAGUGAAGGCGAGGCCACCGCCGCACGCAUCUUGACCCUUGUUUGUAAGACCUUGCUCACCGUUUGGCUAGGGGUGGCUCGUGAUGUGUACAGCCCCGUGUGGGGGUUCAUCGACUCCCACCGCGGCUCGAACUAUCGCCUCCCCACCCAACAAGCGGUGUGGGGUGUGGCCCAGUACGACGCAGAGGAGUGGCUGGCACGCCGUCGGGCCAACCAGGUGCACAAGACCGAAAACCAGAGGGCCUACCGCGCAGCACGCACCAGUGAAGAGCGUGAGCACGAUCUGGCUGAGCAAUGUCGCUGUCGAUCCAUGCAAACACCCGCCCAGCGUCAGCAGAGACGUGACCGCGAGAACAACAACUACGCCGACAACAAGCCCGCCCGCUAG
This is a messenger RNA of Apiotrichum porosum, 2730 nucleotides long. It is a transcript of the gene SUP35, whose product is annotated as translation termination factor GTPase eRF3. Gene Ontology annotation, molecular function: translation release factor activity; GTP binding; GTPase activity. The transcript has 3 exons. Gene Ontology annotation, cellular component: translation release factor complex. Gene Ontology annotation, biological process: translation; translational termination; nuclear-transcribed mRNA catabolic process, deadenylation-dependent decay. The coding region runs from base 1 to 2730 and encodes 909 amino acids. The record is from RefSeq and is a predicted model, not a curated record. Lineage: Eukaryota; Fungi; Basidiomycota; Tremellomycetes; Trichosporonales; Trichosporonaceae.